Messenger RNA from Galeopterus variegatus (Sunda flying lemur), 453 nucleotides. RefSeq names its product transcription factor E2F5-like. Gene Ontology annotation, cellular component: RNA polymerase II transcription regulator complex. The annotation marks the transcript as partial. The transcript has 5 exons. Gene Ontology annotation, biological process: regulation of transcription by RNA polymerase II. The record is from RefSeq and is a predicted model, not a curated record. Gene Ontology annotation, molecular function: protein dimerization activity; RNA polymerase II cis-regulatory region sequence-specific DNA binding; DNA-binding transcription factor activity, RNA polymerase II-specific. NCBI's taxonomy places the organism in Eukaryota, Metazoa, Chordata, Mammalia, Dermoptera, Cynocephalidae.
AUGGUUGUGAAUGCUUUUGCGUCUGAGUACAUAGGUUCUGAUAACAUAGAGCUGCGGCUUGGAGUGUCCUGGGCUGCAGAUACUUUGGCUGUAAGGCAAAAAAGAAGAAUUUAUGAUAUCACCAAUGUCUUAGAAGGAAUUGACCUGAUUGAAAAAAAGUCAAAAAAUAGUAUCCAAUGGAAAGGCGUAGGUGCUGGCUGUAAUACUAAAGAAGUUGUAGAUAGAUUAAGAUACCUUAAAGCUGAAAUUGAAGAUCUAGAACUGAAGGAAAAAGAACUUGAUCAACAGAAGUUGUGGCUACAGCAAAGCAUCAAAAAUGUGAUGGACGACUCCAUUAAUAAUAGAUUUUCCUAUGUAACUCAUGAAGACAUCUGUAAUUGCUUUAAUGGUGAUACUCUUUUGGCCAUUCAGGCACCUUCUGGUACACAGCUGGAGGUACCUAUUCCAGAAAUG